Messenger RNA from Anopheles moucheti, 9058 nucleotides. RefSeq names its product polyamine-transporting ATPase 13A2 (gene anne). Gene Ontology annotation, biological process: intracellular calcium ion homeostasis; polyamine transmembrane transport. The coding region runs from base 2086 to 6300 and encodes 1404 amino acids. The record is from RefSeq and is a predicted model, not a curated record. Gene Ontology annotation, molecular function: polyamine transmembrane transporter activity; P-type ion transporter activity; ATPase-coupled monoatomic cation transmembrane transporter activity. Gene Ontology annotation, cellular component: membrane. The transcript has 3 exons. Lineage: Eukaryota; Metazoa; Arthropoda; Insecta; Diptera; Culicidae.
AGGUCUUUUUCGGUCAAGGAAGUAGGCUGCGUGCAAAAGUCUGUCACAUUGCAGCAUCUUUUCGUGCAUAGAAAGGCGAACCUCGCGGGUUUUUCAGUGUUAUCUUGUGCUCGUGCCCUGUGUGUGGGAAAGUGGGUUUUCGCACCGUAAAGAUAAUAAGAAGGAGGCAAGAGAAUAGUGUCAGCGCGGAGAAUUCAUGUCAGCGAACCGGAAGUACCGUGUGUGUGUUUUGCACAGUGCCAGGCAUGUUUGUCGUGUGUGACUAAGUGUAGUUCCCCAGUCGGUAGGAGCGAAACAAGGAAAGCCCUCAAUUUGCCAACAUUGCGAGGCCGUACGAGCCCUGCAAUCUUCCCGCAUCCCGGACCCGGUGUCCAGCUGCUAUGUCCGGCACCAUUCCUUACCAAUCGUUGCUAGUCAAAAACGCGAAGAGAAGACGGUGAGAACAAAAGAAAAGCCGCAAAGAACAAAACCCGUGGGUUGAGUGUAAAGGUCGUGUGUGAAACCGGGCGACCGUGAGUGAAGAUGUAGUUGAGAUCCGCACCACAAUUUAGCACCUUUAUUUGCGACGUGUCACAGAAACGAACAUACUGCAUGCCGCAGUCCCUUGGAAUCAUACAAAAUACCUGCUUCCUGUACGGUUUUUGUGUGAUUGACAAGAGUUGAUACAAGCGGCAGAAAUCAUCAAGGCGACAUUUUUGCAACAACGCGCAUCCUUUCUCAUACUCCAAUCGCAAUAACCACCACCGGUUCCUGUGCCCGACUACUUGGAUAUUAAAUUCAGCAGGGAAAUAUCGUUUGUCGAUUGAUUCGCUCAACGCUCAAACCAGUUACCAAGCGCAAGCCGAAGGAUAUUCCCGUGGCUCCUACCACAUAUCAACACACGAAAGACACAACAUACAGCAACAAAACACACACCAACAAGCACCGCUCGCUUUAUCGAGGACGCGGCGCGUGAGCACACGUUUUUAUCGAUCCGUAGAGGAAAAUCAGGAAGUGCCACACAGCUCCUUCCGACGUCCGCCAGCGAGAACAUACCGAUGAAAACAGACCAGUCACACUUGUACGCUUGGUAAACGGACAGACCGUAAGGCAAGGAAAGGAAGCAACACAAAAAGCACAGGAAGCCCUCCAAACCAAGGCAAGCCACCGUCUCAUAUGCGAGUAAAUGAGUUCGACGCUCGAGAUCAUCGUGUCCCCGUCUGUCUAAUGUGUGACGCCUGCAGGCAGUAGAAAACCGGCUCCCAAAAAAGGAAACAAAUCCUUAUUUUGCCAGCAUUAGUUUCAAGUUCAUCGCGAUCGCGUAAAGCAGAAGGCGCUUUAUACCUCCUGCACUGUGACAGCACAGCAUUAUUCGUAUUUGGGUAGAGCAAAACCAAUCGCCAUCGACGUCGUCGUCGUCGUCGGUGUACGUUGCAACUGAGUGGCUUCGUGGGACCAUGUGCGCGAUCUGUACUGCCGUGCCGGAGAGUGACAUCUUUGUGCUGAGAUAGCAUAGAUACGCGCCCCUCGUAGCCUUUGUCGCGCAGCUGAUAAGCGCCGACCACCAGCCGUUCCUGUCCCGUCCUUCUUCGUGCGCUCGCAGCUUAUCAACAUCAUCGGUAGCGCCGAUCGUUCAUUGCCACCAACACCGCCAACUAAUAUAGCAUAACAAGAGUGCGCGGUCACCCGCACAAUAACACCGGCACACACGCGUGUCCAUUACCUCCCACCACCCGGAACGUGGGUAGGUGCAAGGGGUGGGGAUUUGCCAGCCGGGCACAGCACAACCCCUCUCUCUCUCUCUCUGUAAGCCGCACACUAACACCAACGUCGGCAAUCGCACACGGCCCAUCAUUACCGCGGUUACGGUGGUCGUUGUAGAAGCGCGUCGCUGUGCCGCGGCAGCCACCGAUUGCGUGCCGGCAGUCGUUGAAGGCAUCAUUGGCGGCGUGCUUGCAUUCUCGUGUGCGAGCUACUCCGAGCUCCGGCACCGUGCCUCAGUCAGUCUGAUUGCGCGUCGGAGUGUCACACGGGUGAAACCUCCCUGACGGUGGUCCCAACCAGGGCACGAGGGUGCGUGUGUGUAGCGUGUAAGCUGUGAUAUACAUGAUGCCACUGACGGAAGGAUCGGCCUCGGCCGAUCGGUUCUCGGCGGCGGGAUCUGCAGCUGGAUCGACGUACGACGUUCCAGGCGAGCUGGACACGGCGCUUACCGACCGUGACCAACAUCGUCACGGUGAUCCAGCUGCCUUGCCAACCGCUGCCGAUGAGACCGAUCGGUCGACGGUACCGUGUUUAAACGAAACUCCCCGCAUACUACCGGAAGCCGAAGAGGAGGACGGGCCAACGGCAGUACAGAUCAAGAAAGCGCGUAAGUCCACACUAUUCCAAACGCAAAACCAUCAUCCACAUCACCGGUCGCACCACCGGUACGAUAUCGAGCAAGAAAAGUCGCAUCCUGACGCUGUAUCCACUUUAGCGGAGCUGUUGCAGGACUCCGGUCUCCAGGCGUCCGUGCACGACAUCCUGAACGAUGGCGAGGAGGACCAGAUGUUUAUCACCGGGUACGAGCGGUGCCUGCGCAAAACGUUCCUGUGCUACGUCGGCUUCCUGCUUACGUUCGGCAUCCUGCGGUUGGUGAUGCAUUGGCGGCGCCAUUGGUUACUGCUCGCGACGCACCGCGAAUGUUCGCUCGAGCACGCCGAAAAGGUGCUGAUCCACGAGGCAUACCAGCGCAAGCACGAUCUGUACUACGUGAAGGACGUUAUUACGCUCAGCGGUGAUGUUAUCAGUGAAAUUCUGGAUGAAAAGAAGAAACCAACCACAACCAACGCUCGUAACGUGAUCAAGGAGCUGACGCAGAAUGGAAUUACGGAUUACGUCGGGUUCUUCCGUUCGCUAAACCCGUUCCAGGUGGCUUACCAUCGCACCGGUGGACGAUUCGAGCAUGCGAGCACGAUGCGUUACUUUUGCUGCAAGAAGCUACGGUACAUAUGGUGCGAUCUGACCAAGCGAUUCAUCAAACUGCAGGGUUUGGACGUGGAGGUCCCGAGCGUACUGAUCCACCACACGAAGGGAUUGUCCGUGUACGAGCAGAGCAUCCGCCGCUUGAUCUACGGAAGUAACGAAAUCUUCAUCCCGCUGCGCAGCGUACUAACGCUGCUGUUUCUCGAGGUGCUCAAUCCGUUCUACGUGUUUCAGAUAUUCUCGGUGGUAUUGUGGUUUUUCUACGAGUACUACUACUACGCGGUGGUGAUCGUACUGAUGAGCGGGUUCGGCAUUACCGUUUCGAUCAUACAGACGCAGCGCAACCAGCGCGCACUCUACUCCACCGUCAAGAGCACCGACACGGCGAUGGUGGUGCGGGACAGCAUGGAAUCGGAAACGAUCGAGACACGUUUUCUGGUGCCGGGUGAUGUGCUGGAAAUACCCGCUACCGGUUGUACCAUGCAGUGCGACGCGGUUUUGCUAUCGGGCAACUGCAUUCUGGACGAAUCGAUGCUGACGGGUGAGAGUGUGCCGGUCACAAAGACUCCGCUGCCGCUUAAGCGUGACCUGAUCUACAAUCGGAAGGAGCACGCGCGCCAUACGCUUUUCUGCGGAACCCGCGUCAUCCAGACGCGCUACAUCGGUAGCGAGAAAGUCCUGGUGAAGGUACUGAACACGGGCAACAUCACGGCGAAGGGUGGUUUGAUCCGUUCCAUUCUAUAUCCGCCCCCGGUGGACUAUAAGUUUGAGAAGGACUCGUACAAGUUCAUUACCGUGCUGGGUGUGGUGGCGUUCUGUGGUUUCGUCUAUACGCUGUACACCAAGAUAAACCGUAGUAUCGGAGCAGUUAAGAUAAUUGUCGAAUCGUUGGAUCUGAUCACGAUCGCUGUACCGCCCGCCCUACCGGCUGCGAUGACCGUUGGGCGUAUGUACGCGCAGAAACGCUUGAAGCGGAGCAACAUUUACUGCAUCUCGCCCCGCGCAAUCAACGUGUCGGGCAGUAUCGAUUGUGUGUGCUUCGACAAGACCGGUACGCUGACGGAGGAUGGUCUGGAUAUGUGGGGCGUACUGCCAAAGGAUUCGACCAACAGUUUCCAGAUUCCGCUGAAAGACAUUGCCCGGCUGCCGAUGACUGACCAUCUACUGUUCGGUAUGGUAACUUGUCAUUCGAUUACGUUCGUAAAGGGUGAGAUGCGCGGUGAUCCGCUUGAUCUGAAGAUUUUUGAGUCGACCGGGUGGAUUCUCGAGGAGGCGAAUGUGUCCGACGAAACCAAAUACGACAUGCUGUUCCCGACGAUCGUGAAACCCCCGCGUGGUGAUUCGCGUGAUGAGCUUAACCUCGAGCUGGAUGUGGCGUAUGACAAUUCCAACGAUAUCGGUAUCGUGCGCGAGUUUUCCUUCACCAGUGCGCUGCAACGGAUGUCGGUAGUAACGCGCAAGGUGUCGGACAAUCACUUCAACGUGUACGUGAAAGGUUCACCCGAGAUGAUCAGCUCGCUGUGCCGUCCCGAAUCCAUACCGGAAGAUUUCCAAUCGAAACUAGGUUUCUACGCACAGCAGGGCUACCGAAUCAUUGCGAUCGCGUACAAACAGCUGGACAAGAAGCUAAACUAUCCGAAGGUUCAAAAAAUAGCCCGCGAAAAGGUGGAAUGUGAAUUGGAAUUUUUGGGAUUUGUAAUUCUGGAAAACAGGCUAAAAGCGGACACGGAAGAGGUGAUUGAAAGCUUGAAUGCAGCCAGCAUUCGCUCGGUAAUGGUAACGGGCGACAAUCUGCUCACGGCGGCGAGUGUCGCACACGACUGCGGUAUGAUACUGCCCGGUCAGAACCUGGUGACGGUGACAGCGCACGCUGACAAAGCGAACCCGGACCACUACUUCCUGUCGUACGAUAUUACCGGUCAGGCACAGCUCACACAGUCCGACAUCAUUAACGAUAACCAGAUGGUGCCGGAUGGUAAGCCGGACGGUGCGCAUAAGGUGAAGGAAAAUGGUAACUACGCACUCAUGACGGAAUCGAACAGCAUUAGCAGUUCGAUCGACACGUGCACGAUCUCGACCCAAUUGAGCACAAACUUCGAUAAGGACCAUCACUCGCACCGUAUCAUGAUCGAGGCAGAUCACGAUUGCAACUCCAUUGCGGACAUUAAGGUGGCGAACGGCGUUACGUCCGAUCCGUUAGCACUUGCAAAGUCGUCAGGUUCGUUCUGUUUUGCGCUGACGGGCAAAACGUGGGCUAUCAUCAACGAAUACUUCCCGGAGCUGGUGCCCACCAUUACCUCGUUCGGGACAGUGUUUGCCCGGAUGUCCCCGGACCAGAAGCAGCAUCUCAUAAUGGGGCUGCAAAAUCUCGGCUACUACGUGGCGAUGUGUGGCGAUGGGGCGAACGAUUGUGGUGCGUUGAAGGCGGCCCACACGGGCAUCUCGCUUUCGGAGGCGGAAUCAUCCGUCGCGUCACCGUUCACGUCCAAGAACCCAACCAUUGCCUGUGUGCCGAACGUGAUAAAGGAAGGUCGGGCCGCGCUGGUUACCUCGUUCGGCAUAUUUAAGUUCAUGGCUGCAUAUUCGCUUGUGCAGUUUGCCUCCGUGGUAAUACUGUACUCGAUCGACUCGAACCUGACGGAUUGGCAGUAUCUGUACAUCGAUCUGUUCAUCAUCUCGAUUGUGGCAUUCUUCUUCGGUAAAACUUCCUCGUACGAUGGACCGUUGGUGAAGCAAACCCCGUCCAACUCGCUGAUAUCGCUGGCGCCAUUGCUGUCGCUGGCACUGCACAUGAUCGUUGCGAUCGGCAUUCAGAUGGCCGGUUGGUACCAUGUGCAAGCGCAACCAUGGUUCGAACCGUUCAAUUACACCUCCGACCGGGAGUUGAAUGAUCACGGGUGCUACGAAAAUUAUACCAUCUUUGCCAUCUCCUGCUACCAGUACCUAAUACUGGCGAUCGUCUUCUCCAAGGGCGCACCGUACCGGAAGUCCAUCUUCUCCAACUACGGCUUCAUCAUCAGCAUCGUGGUGAACACGGCGAUUGCGAUUGUGCUGACCGUGUAUCCGCCCACCUGGAUAGCGGAGCAGUUCGAGCUGGUGAUGCCGCCCGAGGGCGAGUUCCGAUUCCGGCUGUACCUCGUGGCGUACGGGCUGAUAAACUUCCUUCUCUCGCUAUUCAUCGAGCAUGUGAUUGUGGACGAGCUGGCAUUCAAGCGGCUACGGUACCGUUGGCACAACGUUGCCAAAUCGCGCCGCAAGUACUUACAGAUACAGCAAAACUUCCAGCGCGAUAUCCAUUCACCGAGCGACUUUAAAACCGUGUACGGGUGGUCGAACGAAAAGUAUGAUUACUGACGCCACCUUCCUGUUGGUGCUGCGGUGAAUGAUAGUGAUGCUAGCGGCGGCGGUGCGAAGAUCCUAGCAUCGGCACUUCCAAUCGCGUGGCUGCUACUUGGGGUGGCGGUCAUGGUCGUAUGCCAUUGGAAGGCUGCGGGCUAUUACAACAGGGAAGCCAAGCUGCGGUAGCACACUUCCACGCACCAUGCACAGAUUGUACGACAGCUUUGUGCCUGUAUCCUUACCGGUACGCUUCCGGCACGUAAUGAAAAAUGGCAAAGUGUUAAACCAAAAUUGUUGAUACUGUUUUGUGAUAUAUGUAUGAAUUUUACACGCUUUCUAGCGUGUGGCUCGGGGGACACCGAAGACGCAUUACGGUUAGGGUGUACCAUCGACGGAAGAAAGGAGGAAAUCUACCAGAAAUAUCCAAUGUUACGAUUGAACGACAAUAAUGAGCUGAAAGGGCUGUUGCUGUACCACCACCGGACCGAAUCGACUACCACCUCCGUGGACGGUACACCCUGGUUGUCCCUAACGGAUUUGUCUACCGACGUAUAUAUUUGUUUACGUGGAGAAGUGGGGGUUAUUCCCCAAGGAACUAUUAAGGGCCUUUGCGUGCAAGGUGCUGUGCGAAAUGGAUAUGUAGAUAUAUACACACAAGUAAAGCCCGUAUUGAUCGAUCUAUCAGCAGCAUUGAGUAUUGUUUGAGGGUGCGAUUGAAGGACGAAGAAACUAGCGAGAAGGUGUUGAGUGGGUACCGAUCGUGUCGAUAGUUAUUGCGUAGCGAUUUGUAAUACAAAUUUACAACAAAAAAAUGGUGGUCGGAAGCGACAAAACAACACACACACACACAGGGGUUUAGGACGAACGAUUAGUCAGUUCCGUUCUGUAUUUGAUAGUAGUUGUUGUAAGGAGCGUGUUACAUAAUAUAAAAACGCUGCACACAGGUUUUUGUAGUUCAGGAAGGGUAGUGAACGACAUCUUUCCUACCGGUAGAAAGUAGCUCACGCUAAUAGAUAGGAUCCAAAGGCAUAUAGUCUUGAGGACGAAUCUUCUUCCCUCUUCUAGUAAUGUCUUUCUGCCACUUACACCUUAGUUUAAAUGAAAAUUGUAUAUUAAAGCAUGCGCUUGGGGAAAAGUUUUAGUGAGUAGAACAUUUAAAAUCCUCUAUUCGUUAGAAUUACGCUAAAACGUACUCCUAAAUCGUUCUAUCUUUACACAUUUACUAAAAAAAAGCAAACAUACAGUUCCGAUACAGGCAGUCGCCGAGAUACGCGGAUUCGAAGAUACGCGAUUUUUGGAAAUUUAACAGCUGAGCAGGUUUAUAACACAAAAUCAUAGCAGAAAGGUGAACAUUUGGUGGGAAUAACCUAUUUUUUGUUUUACAAACCAUUUGUUUUUAACUUAUUUUAAUGUAAACUUUCUAAAAACCGCCAGAGACGGGAGUCGACUCUGUGACUUUGAAGUAUAAACGAAAUUGCACCAGGAUUCGACUUACGCGAAAAUUUCAGUUACACGGAUUUUUCCGGGGUUAUAGCGGUCCGCUCUAAUAGCGUAUCUGGGGGGACUGCCUGUACUGAUUUUUUUCUACGCACUAUAACCACCACUAUUCUCACAGUCUUAUGCAAUGGUAAAGGCAGCGAAAAACCCGCAAUAGCGCGCACGUUAUGCAGAACCGAGCAAAUCAGGCAAGAAAAAGCACCGUAAUUGGACGGUUAGAAAUUGUGCGGGUCUUAAAGACCACCAUACCAAAUGAAUGUUAAGGGACAGGAUUAGUUCGUUCAUACUCAAAAGUAAUAGUGCAAAAGGAAAGGAACAGCGAACCGCAAAGUUAAUCUACUUAGGGAAGGGCCAAGGUGUUAGUAUGCUGGAGCAUAAGUGCACAAAACGCACGAACAGCAAAGGAUGUGUUAACGCAGAUACAGCAAGCAGUAAAUACUUACGCCAGUUUGGGAAACCUGUGCCAUGGCACAAUAUGUAGAAGGCACAAGGAACAGAACUGCACAGCACUUCGGGACACGGUGUUCGGAUGGGAAUAACAGUAAGAAUCAUCGGGAAAUGGCCGAUCCACAGCAUCAUUCUACCGCAAGUUUAACGAUGAAAAGUAGCUGCAUUGCUGCCACGUCUAUUUAAUGCGCCUAGUUUUGCCAGUUUUAGCAGCCUGUUUGGGAACUUCUUAUGUAUUGCUUUACUUAAUACACCUCAGCCGCCGCGCAAGGAAAAGCGAGAGGUUUUUAGUUGGAAAAUAUGUGUUAGACUCAUAAAGUAUAUUUAAAAAUGUACAGCAUAUGUGACCUAAGUAUUGGAGGUUGUGGGUGUUUUGAACGUAAGAGUGGAACUAGUUAAAUUGAAUUGACAUCGUUAUACAAACGCCGUGCGGUAAAACAAGCACUCAGCUGGAUCAUUUGCCCGGGGGAAAAAAACAGUUCCAGCGUGCGUUAGCGAGAAUUGAUUCAAAAUCAGUUCACAGUUGUACAAUAAAUUAUACGCAUUUUGUUUGUGAAGCAUUUGGUUGUUGACAAGUUUGCAAAAGAAAAGGAACACAAACUUUGAAAUUGCGAAUGCUGCCUGCAUGUAUGACAUGUACGAACGAUUGAAAUCAAUAGUUUUUAGGACAAAGGUACUCUUUGACGAAGGUGCUAUAAAUGCCAUGAAAGUUGACGUUAGCAAAACGCUAAUUGGCAAAUCGAUUUUGUGUCUCUCCUGUAUAUAAGCAACAGCAACAUGUAGGCGGGCGUUACAUUUAACGAAAUAAAUCGAUUCUACAAUGUGUAAC